Molecule: messenger RNA, 389 nt
Organism: Entrophospora sp. SA101
Lineage: Eukaryota; Fungi; Glomeromycota; Glomeromycetes; Entrophosporales; Entrophosporaceae
Source: the annotation of a GenBank genome assembly
AUGUACCGGAUUUUUGGAAUUGAUGGUAUCAUCUUUAAGAAUAAUGAUCAAAACAAGAGAAAACAUCUUGAUCCAAAAAUAGGCUUGGAUUACAACCUCAAUUCAGCAGUAGAUGAAUUGGAAAAACGAUUUAAGCAGGGAGUAUAUAAUAAACAAACUAAAGUUCUUAGAUUUGGAAGAAAUGAAAGUUUUGAAAGGAGCGCGGACUCAGAAUUAAGGUCGAGAUUAAAGAAACUGGAAAAUGAAAUAUUCCAAACAGAACAAAAAAUUAAUGAACCAAUAAAUGAUGCUUGGCAAUUUUCUACCUUGCAAGCAAAAUCAAAUCGUUUGAAAGCUGAGAAAAAAUUCAUCAUUGAUGAGUUGACAAAAUUGACUACUACAAACAGUAG